Messenger RNA from Gadus morhua (Atlantic cod), 1975 nucleotides. RefSeq names its product RAB9A, member RAS oncogene family (gene rab9a). Gene Ontology annotation, molecular function: GTPase activity; GTP binding. Gene Ontology annotation, biological process: retrograde transport, endosome to Golgi; Rab protein signal transduction. The record is from RefSeq and is a predicted model, not a curated record. Gene Ontology annotation, cellular component: lysosome; phagocytic vesicle; late endosome. NCBI's taxonomy places the organism in Eukaryota, Metazoa, Chordata, Actinopteri, Gadiformes, Gadidae. The transcript is spliced from 3 exons. The coding region runs from base 540 to 1145 and encodes 201 amino acids.
GUUCGAGGACCGUCGGUACAAGCUUUUUCCAAUGGUAUGCGUGUUUAAUUGUAAAUGCACACUACUACUAGCAUACCAGGACACCGCAGUGUCCAGUCGUAUUAUUGAGCAACGUUCGUAUUUCCAUACAUGAGUCACCACGCAUUCCCGUGUGCCGGAUAACACGUAGUGUCUGCGGUGUCCUGCGGCAUUGAACGUCGCCUGAACGCUGCAGGUUAGUGAUCACAUGAUUCGGGUAACGCAGCUAGCCCUAGCCUGCUAGUCAUCGCCAAUAGUUGACGUUAGCGCCGACUCAUUGAAAUCUGGUGUUAUUACAGUCGUUUGUUACACAAUUCCUGCUCACCACGACCAGAACGUCGCUGAAGUCGUUUCAGCGGGCUAGUGUCAGGUGUCCCACAUCAUGAAACAGAUGAAACAGAGGCGCAUGUGACUCAGGACGACAACCUUCACUUCAUGAGCUGGACGGGGGUUCGGAGCACAUCCCAUCCAGUCUGCGUCACUCGGUCCAGCGGUCGGUCGCCACGCCGACGUGUACAGCCAUGUCCGCCAAGACAUCCCUCCUCAAAGUGAUCCUUCUGGGCGACGGCGGCGUGGGGAAGAGCUCCCUCAUGAACCGCUACGUCACCAACAAGUUCGACACGCACCUCUUCCACACCAUCGGCGUGGAGUUCCUCAACAAGGACCUGGAGGUGGACGGCCACAUGGUGACGCUGCAGAUCUGGGACACGGCGGGCCAGGAGCGCUUCCGCAGCCUGCGCACGCCCUUCUACCGCGGCUCGGACUGCUGCCUGCUGACGUUCAGCGUGGACGACAGCCAGAGCUUCCUGAACAUGGGCAACUGGAAGAAGGAGUUCGUCUACUACGCCGACGUCAAGGAGCCCGAGAAGUUCCCCUUCGUGGUUCUGGGCAACAAGGUGGACGUGGCGGAGAGGCAGGUGUCGGCCGAAGACGCGCGUCAGUGGUGCCUGGAGAACGGGAACUACCCGUACUACGAGACCAGUGCCAAGGACGCCACCAACGUGGCGGGGGCCUUCGAGGAGGCCGUGCGCCGCGUGUUGUCCAUGGAGGAGAGGACUGAUCAUCUCAUACCGACAGACACUGUGAGCCUGCACAGGAAGCCGCGUUCAGCCAGCUGCUGCUCAUAGCGCCAUGGUUUAACCCACGACGGUUUGCUGACUCUGGGUUAGUGGGGGUUUGGCUUGUUCCUCUGUCAUUAAAAGGAAACUUAAGGUAGAACUGUCUUACUCUGGUCAGAAAACAUAGCAUUUUCCAUCUGUGUGUCCCAUGCGAACACACAGAAAAAUACAAGUGUGUCCUAUUGGUUUAGGGAACUAUUGCUGGUUUUGAAAAGUGAUUUUAUUUUCAAUUCAUAAAUGUUUAACUUGAUAGAAGAUACAUUAUAUGCCGUGUGAGACGUAAACACUUACAUCCUCCCUCCAAAUCCUCCAUGUUGGUUUUAGAUGGCCUCAUAAUAUAUUCAUUUUUUGUACUACAAUCGUCUCUUAAUUUACAAAGGCCUUUUUCUUUUUAAGUGUGUCUAAGUGGUAGAGUUACAUAACAGCUUGAGUGCGAUUCUCAACUGCAGCACCUUUUGGCCUUGUCAGCGUAUGUUUUCACAAUUCUGUGCCAGGAGCGCAAAGGGAGGAAACCUCCAUAAAAUAACAAUUCAAGCAAGUUAACAUGCAUGGCAUUACGUAUUUAUGCUCUCGAAAUUCCUUUUUUAUUUCUUUAUUCUGGUCAAUUAAUGAGACCUAUCAUGUGUGCAAUUUAAAUUGUAUUUGAUCUAUUGCAUUGACAUGAGCUAAACUAUUUUACUAAAGUACUUGCUACGGUUCAACACCAAUAUUUACGCAUUGUUUGUACUAAUUUAAAAUGCUCCCUUUGUUUAACCCUGUCUUACCCAUUGAUCAUUUCAAUCUGAUAUGGUAAUAACGCUAAGUUAUGAUUAAUUAAAAACAAACAAAAUCCUUGUGCA